This is a messenger RNA of Oryza sativa Japonica Group (Japanese rice), 769 nucleotides long. RefSeq lists its product as uncharacterized. The record is from RefSeq and is a predicted model, not a curated record. Gene Ontology annotation, cellular component: nucleus. Gene Ontology annotation, molecular function: RNA binding. Lineage: Eukaryota; Viridiplantae; Streptophyta; Magnoliopsida; Poales; Poaceae.
CACCACCCGAUAGGGCUUCUUCCCCAAUCUCGCUGCCGCCGCCGGAUUUGCUCCCCCUCGCGAUUCCUCUUGCGCCGCCGCCGGAUUCGCUCCCCUCGCGUGCUCGUCGCCGUUGCGCUGCGCCGGGUUGUGGUUGUUCUUGGCGGCUAGGUCGUGGGGUUUUCUUGUUUCGGAGGUAGGGAGAGGUUUCGUUAGGGUUUCGGGCGGGGAUGGAGGAGGUGACGGAGGCGGUGAGCAACCUGUCCAUCACGGAGCCGCACAAGAAGAACCGGAUCCAGGUCUCCAACACCAAGAAGCCGCUCUUCUUCUACGUCAACCUCGCCAAGAGAUACAUGCAGCAGCAUAAUGAGGUGGAGCUCUCGGCGCUCGGCAUGGCCAUUGCCACUGUGGUGACUGUUGCGGAAAUUCUAAAAAAUAAUGGCCUUGCUGUUGAAAAGAAGAUCAUGACAUCAACUGUUGAUGUCAAAGACGACUCAAGGAGCCGUCCUAUGCAGAAGGCGAAGAUUGAAAUUUUGCUUGGGAAGACGGAGAAGUUUGAUGAGCUGAUGGCAGCUGCUGCCGAGGAGAGGGAAGCCGCGGCUGCUGCUGAGGGCGAGGAACAAGGCUAGCUAAAUAAACUAUUUUAAGUUGGCUGUUGAGUUUAAUUUAGUACUCCUGCUAGGUUUAAGUUUCCGUUUAUUGUGGUCAGCAAGAGACUUAUCUUGUGUAAUCAAAAAGCUCUGCUUAUUUGAUUCGUUUGAAUGAUAGUUCAUGGUGCCUAUUUUUGUUA